Lycium barbarum (goji berry) is the source of this 3599-nucleotide messenger RNA. RefSeq names its product pentatricopeptide repeat-containing protein At1g09410, mitochondrial-like. Gene Ontology annotation, biological process: RNA modification. Bases 165 to 2099 code for a protein of 644 amino acids. The transcript has 2 exons. Gene Ontology annotation, molecular function: RNA binding; protein binding. NCBI's taxonomy places the organism in Eukaryota, Viridiplantae, Streptophyta, Magnoliopsida, Solanales, Solanaceae. The record is from RefSeq and is a predicted model, not a curated record.
UAAACUUUAAACACUCAUAAUGUCUAUUUUUCAAAUUUCCUUCUCAGCUUUCUUACAAGAAAAUGAGUCUCUAAUUUCUGCUCCUAUGUACCUUUAAAGUUUAAUCUGUGUGUUUACUACUAUAUUUUCAUACAACAAUAGUUUAAGAUUACCAACAAAGAAUCAUGUAUAAAAUCAGAAGUUCCAUUAUAGUUUGGGGUUCAAAUUAUUUGCUAAGUAAUGAUUAUGGCCGUCCAUUCCUUUCAAGAACAUAUUCAAAACCCUAUACACAAAUGAAUUCAAAACCCCACUUAGAAUCUACCCCAAAACAGUCCAUUUUUAGCUCCAAUAAAAUGAUUAUGAAUUUAGGCCGUCAAGGAAAAAUUCAAGAAUCUCGACAACUGUUCGACGAAAUGCCUCAAAGAGAUGUUGUUUCUUAUGCUUCAAUGAUAACUGUUUAUCUUAAACAUAAGGAUCUUCCUAAAGCUGAGAAAUUGUUUUAUUCAAUGCCUGAGAGGAAUGUAGUGUCUGAUUCUGCUAUGGUUCAUGCUUACGCGAAAGCUGGGAGAGUCGAUGAGGCUCGUAGAAUCUUUGAUUUGAUGCCUGAUAGGAAUGUUUACGCGUGGACCAGUUUGAUUUCAGGGUAUUUUGAGAAUCGUAAUGUGUACGAGGCUCGAGAGUUGCUUCAACAAAUGCCUGAGAAAAAUGUAGUUACUUGGACUAUAGCAAUGGUGGGGUAUGCUCAAAACGGUUUGAUUAAUGAGGCACGAAGAAUUUUCGAUCAGGUUCCUGAGAAAAAUGUCGUUGUUUGGACGGCUAUGAUAAGGGCUUACGUUGAAAAUCAUCAGGUCGAUCAAGCUCUUGAGCUCUUUGAUAAGAUGCCUGAACGUAAUUUAUAUUCUUGGAAUGUUAUGAUUCAAGGCUGUUUAAAUGAUAACAGGGUGGACAAAGGUUUGGAACUGUUUAACGCAAUGCCAUGGAGAAAUGCGGUUUCUUGGACAACUAUCGUUACUGGUCUUGCGCGAAAUGGGAUGAUAGAAAUGGCAAGAGAGUACUUUGAUCGAAUGCCAAACAGGGAUCCUGCUGCAUGGAAUGCGAUGAUAACAUCAUACGUUGAAGAAGGGUUAAUGAUCAAGGCGAAUGAACUUUUUGAUUCGAUGCCUAAUAAAGAUCUUGUAAGUUGGAAUGUAAUGAUUGACGGGUAUGCAAAAAGUGGCGUUGAGGGUGAUGCCUUGAAGUGUUUCAUUCUCAUGCUUCGAUCGGGCUUAAGACCGAAUCAGACUACUCUUACCAGUGUAGUGACCUCAUGUGGGGCCAUCCUUGAGUUAAUGCAAGCUCAUGUUCUUGUUUUACUACUAGGGUUUAACCAGGACACGUCACUUAAUAACACUCUCGUCACCAUGUACUCAAGAUGCGGAGAUAUAAACUCAUCGUUGGCCACUUUCGAGAAUCUGAAAGUAAAGGAUGUUGUUUCGUGGACUGCAAUAAUCCUGGCGUAUGCAAAUCACGGUCUUGGUAACCAAGCAUUGCAAGCCUUCGCGCAGAUGCUAAGGUCCGGAAACGAGCCAGAUGAGAUCACUUUUGUGGGACUAUUAUCAGCUUGUAGUCAUGCUGGUCUUGUGAAGAAAGGUCAAAAGUUUUUCGAGUCGAUGAGGCGUGCUUAUGGUUUAAAACCGAGGGCGGAACAUUACUGUUGCCUUGUUGACAUUUUAGGUCGUGGCAAGUUAGUCGAUGAAGCUAUAAAGGUGGUGCACCAGAUGCCUCGAGAAGAAUGUGAUGGUGCUGUUUUAGGGGCUUUACUUGGCGCAUGCAAGUUGUACGGAGAUGUUGGAGUGGCAAACCAGAUCUGCAAUGAAAUAGUAGAGCGUGAACCAGGUAGCUCUGGAGCUUAUGUACUAAUGGCAAAUGCUUAUGCUGCUUCUGGAAGAUGGGGUGAUUUUGCGCAAGUAAGAAAGAAAAUGAAGGAGAGGAAUGUUAAAAAGGUACCUGGUUUUUGUGAAAUAGAAGUCAAUGGGAAAAAUCACAUAUUUUUCGUGGGAGACAGGUCUCACCCCAAGAAAGAGGAGAUUUAUACGCUUAUUAAAGAAAAUCUAUUGCCUCCAAUGCAAGAGAUGAUUUAGAGGAAUCAAAGAGAUACAUCGAAAGCUUGGCAUUGAAGAAUUUUAUUUGAACCAUUUGCUUAUGAAAGUUCUGAAGCUCAAUGCGGAAAGGCGACCAGAUUAUGGCUAAAAUGAACCUUCUCAAAGGAGAGAUCAAGAAGCAGUUGUAAGUUUAUUAUCAGGAAGAGCUAGCUGCUAAAUGCGCUCCCAAGAUACCUCCAUCAUGUGCACACUAUCUUGUGGAGGAAGAAGAUUAACUUCUGAGUUGGGAGACAAAUCUAAAUUUGAAAUUUUGGGUUCGAGUUUCAAUUUCUACCACUGUCGCUGUUCUGAGUACAAAGGAGGCUUCUAAUGCAAUGCUGCGAUACGAUGGACACAAAGUCUUGAGGACCUACUAAUUGGGUAAUUAUGGGGUUGGAUUUUGUAAGGUUAAACAGAUAAUUAGUAGUGAAAUUGAUCUACCAUUAAAUGUUAUGAUAGCACAAAUUUUGUUUUUUGCUGUAUAUCUCUUGUUCAAUGUAUCACUUCUCUAUGGGCUAAAAGUGGCUCAUUUGUGUUAUUCAUUCAAUAUUUGAAGUUAUGAACACAUAAAUUUCUCUUUGUUGAAACUUGUAUAAUUGGACCCUAUGUAGGUUAAUGCAGAUGUUAGGUUCUUGAGUAAUUACCUCUGGCAUAGCUCCAUUUGUUUAAAUUUACUAGUGAGUAUUUAUUAAGGUUUAAAAAACCCAACGAGGUUCAAUUUUGGCUAAAUGGUAGAACAGUAACUUACUAGCAUCCAUACAUCAUUUUUCGCUUAAUCGUGGUUAAACUACUAGUAAUUGGUUUGGUGUUAACUCGAUUGACAUACUUUUUUUCAGCUGAAGUUUCAUGCUUGAGUAAGGUGAGAAAAGAGUUGCUGUGAUAUUCUUUUUUUUUUUUUUUUUUUUUUAAUUUCCCCUAUUGAGUCUUCAGGCAACAAAAUGGGGCUUAUGAAAGAUUAAAAUACUCAACACUAGGUGCUCCCACAUCGAAAGCUAACCAAACCAGAAAGGAGAGAAGUAGUAUAAAAGCGGCAGACCGUGGACAUGGAAAAGCAUACCUUUCUCGGCCUUUUGGCUAAGAUCAAGUGUAGUAUCUGUUCUUAUCAGUUUAAUAUCUGAUAUGUGAGCCAUUGGCUCACAUGAUAUUAAUUCAAUUUUGUUAGGGGGAGAGUACGUCAAGGUAGCUUGCUACCUGGGCUCUCAAGUGUUGUCCAUGCGUUGCACUACUGCAUGGGCCUGGCGCACUCCACCAAUCCAAGUUCAAUUUUGAAAUUUGAAUAGUUUGUACUUAUGUAUGUUUUUGUAAAGCCCAGUGCUGACCAAAUUUCUGGAGUACUUCCAUCUUUAAUUUAAUGCUUCAGAUGAACUUUUCUUCUAGUUUAAAAGGAGUUGGCUAGACACUUAGAAUUAUUAUUUGAUGUAGUCUUUAAUCUCCUCAUGUUGCGACUUCCACUUGCUAUGAAUUCUUCUUGGAUACGAAAGAUUUUUAUAAUGAUUUUUG